This is a messenger RNA of Cylas formicarius (sweet potato weevil), 1436 nucleotides long. RefSeq lists its product as uncharacterized. Bases 182 to 1345 code for a protein of 387 amino acids. The transcript is spliced from 9 exons. The record is from RefSeq and is a predicted model, not a curated record. NCBI's taxonomy places the organism in Eukaryota, Metazoa, Arthropoda, Insecta, Coleoptera, Brentidae.
AUCUGAGGUCGACAACUUUUUUAGUUUUUCUUACCACUGUUUUUGGCCGAAUGAUCCUUGCAAUUUUGGCCAAUAGCACUGCAUUAAUGUUAUUUUGUUUUGAGAUUGGAAAAAUUUAUUCGAUGAAGGUAUUUACAAAGUUUGGCAGGCCGAAUCCACCGAGGAAUUGAAAGCAAUUUCCAUGAUGAUCUUUAGCAUUAAAAGGGAAUUUAAAAAAGUAGCAGACGAGCUAGACUGUAGGCUUACACAGAUUAAGAAACAAGUUGCUAAUAAGUCCCUAGUACUGUCAUCAAACACUUCUGUGAUAUGUAAUGAUAAAGAGAAUAUCUUAAAAGAAACAUGUCAAAAUGAACCUCUGUCGAUUCCAAGAGCAAAUGUGGGUGAAAGCCCUGAUAUGUUUCACAUCUGUGAUAAAUCUGACAAUUCUGUAGUGAUAUCCGAUGAUGAUGAGUAUCAUCAAUCAAAUAAGCUAGAUAGCCCAGAAAUAAAAAAAUCGAAAAGAAGUAACCUUCAUAAAAGAAGUCUAAAACUAGAAAAAACUGGCCCUUCUGAGUACUCCGUUAAACAUUUUUCAAAACAGAAACAAAAAAAGCAAGUUGCUGCAUUUACUUUGAGAAACUCCUCAGCAAAGGAGAUGAGAGAUUUUGACACUUCAGUUGUUGCUGCCACUCCUCCGGUUGCAAAAAUUAUUUCUAAACGUGGUAUCAAAACUAAUUCCUGCUUGCAAAAGAAAAAACAAGCCAUGCAAAAUAAUUCUACAUUAACGCAGAUCUUUCUUUCCCACAAAAAAAUUGAAAUUCCUGAUUUUAAAGAAAAAACGGUCAAUUCGAAUUUGGAUGAAACCUAUGUUGAUCUGGAUGGUAGUCAUGACAUAGGAAUAACAAAGAUGAUCAGUUUGUUAAAUAAGAAUGAAUCUUCGAAAGAACAAGUGGUUCACAGUAUUGAUUUUGGCAUUGGUUUACCCUAUAAUCUACAAGGACAAGGAAAUAGCAGGCCCAUAAGCACACAAAAAGUUCAGGGAAAAUCCAUAGAUGGUGCAGAAAAAAGUGGAAUGCAAACAUUUUUAAAUUCCAAGGAUAUCAAUGAAUUUUUUGCCCAGGUUCAAGGAGUGCCAGACCACCAGUUGGAGGCGGAGCCUAUUGUUAGAGGAAAAGCAAGGCAAAAUUUACCAGGAUGGGCAUGCAAAGAAUGUGAAAAAUUUUAUUUACAUCAGGAUUUGAACAAAACAGAACUAAUGGCUCUUAAUAAAUGUUCCAAACACCGAGGGCUGUACAGGCCACGAGAAGACACAAUGCCAGGAUAUUGGGAUAUGAACAUGAUUACACAGGAAGGUGACACAACAUAAUUUCUUUUACUUUGUAUUUUGUUAAUUGAUAAAGUUUAUUUUAUAUUACUUAUUUAUUAUUUAUUUUAUGUUACUUAUUUCUAAAUUAAGG